Daldinia caldariorum is the source of this 1393-nucleotide messenger RNA. RefSeq lists its product as uncharacterized. NCBI's taxonomy places the organism in Eukaryota, Fungi, Ascomycota, Sordariomycetes, Xylariales, Hypoxylaceae. The transcript has 2 exons. Gene Ontology annotation, molecular function: acyltransferase activity, transferring groups other than amino-acyl groups. The record is from RefSeq and is a predicted model, not a curated record. Bases 372 to 1055 code for a protein of 227 amino acids.
AUAAUGGUUACCAUGUGCCCAUGUAGGUACCUCAAGAUGUAACCAUUCAUUAGCCAUUCACAACUUUGGACGCAGGUGCUAAGCUUCCCUACUGGUCACAUUUGGACCAUAACGCUUGACCAUUCAACCCAUCUCCAAAUUCAAUUGGACAGCCCGGUCUUAAAUCUGUCCGGGUACCUGUACAUACAUCGCAAACGGAAUUACUUGGAUACACGUGAUAGUAUCCUACAUCGGAUCAACCGUCAUUGUGCUCGUUGGAAGGGAGAUACACGAGAGAUAGCUAGGCUUUGUUCCGAACGUUUGAUCUUCAGCUUCAACUAAUCCUAUCUUUGGUUCUUCGCUCCAAGUCUUCUUGUUGCUUUUCGUUCGCAAUGUCUUUGAAGCUCCACGAACUCACCAACGAUGAGGACUUCAAGGCGGUAAACGCCGUAGCGCACGAAGCCUACGAUAACCCCUUCAAUGGCGUCUGGCAACUCACCAAAGGUACCUCGCCGGAGGAAGCUUGUGCCCGCCAAUUGGUCUGGCAUAAGAUGCAGCCUGGUAGUCAUUGGGUUUAUGCUACCGACGAGGGUACUGGCGAAGUGAUCGGUGGCACGCGGUAUAUCAUUUACGAGACAAAUCCAUACGCCGUAGAACAGCUUCCGCGCAAGGCUUCCUGGUUGCCAGAAGGUCCCCUAAGACAAGUCGGAGAUCAUCUCCUCGCUUCCUUAGGAAAACAUCGCCCAGCCCUUAUGAAUAAGCCGCACAUACUCGUAUCGCUAUGUUUUGUGCAUUCGGCACACAGGAAGCGGGGAGCCGCAAACUUAAUGUUGGAAUGGGUGGCUCGAAAAGCGGAUGAGCUUGGCCUAGAAUCUUUUGUUGAAUCUACGGAGAUGGCUCGUCGCGCAUACGAAAAACAAGGGUACUACAUUAUCGGCGAAUUUAAUCUUGACGCGCAGGAGGAGAAUCCCAGUAAAGAAUUCACGGCGGAGAGAGAAAGGCUCGGGUGUCCGAUCCAUGGGUUCAUUAUGAAGCGAGAUCCGAGCAGCGCAAGGGAUGUAAAAUCUACCCAAUAGAUACAGUUUAUACUAUGUAAAAUAUUAGGUCAAGGUACCUAUUACCUACAUGGAUAAACUGGAUCCAUGUUAUGAGGCGCGUCAGCAACUCCCCCAACAUCUCGCACAUUGAAGGGUCUUGGGAAAAUCAAACUACGGAGAAUGACCAAUCAGAACCCGAGCCGGGUUUAGUGUAUACCCCUUUCGGAAUGCGACAUGACGCAUCAGCCAAUCAGAGUUCCGCAUCGUAAAUAAGCAGCCUAUCUACUAUGUAGAGCCAUCAAACAUUCUAAAAGCUUACCCUAGGUACCUAGGUAUCUAUCUACUUGUUAAAGGAUACCCUGGUUCGUUUGUUUGAA